AUGCGGUGGAUAGAUUUCAAGACACGUCUUCCUAAUUCUGGGGAACAAAAAGAAGGGCAAACGUCUUCUGCAGAACAAAAUAAAAAGACUAAACCAACGAAACGGCCGAGAGUCCAGAAUAAUAACCAUACGAAUUCUGAGGGCCUUUUAUUUACAAAUUUAACGCCAAAUGAUUAUCGAAAGUCUAAUAUUAAUAACGUUAAUGUUAUUAAGAGAAGAACUAAAUCCAAGGCUGUUGCUCCCCAAGUUGUUGCUGCAAUAAGUAAUAUCAGCCAAUCUUCUCAACAGAAAAUUGCGCCAAAGCCUCGUAAUCCCAUCACUCUCAAAAUUGUUUCAAGAAGUUCCGCAACUGACAAUCCACCACCUCCUAUUACGAACACAGAGCCUAAGGCUCCUGCUCUUGCCCAUAGAGUAAAGAUUAUUACUACUCAAACACAACAAAAUAAUGAUACAUUUUCGCAAAAUUUGCCUGUAAUAUCUGUUCAAGAAGAUCAACCAACUCGAGAGACUAACUCACAAGAGAAUGGCUUACAACCCUCACAAUCUUAUAGUAAUCCUAUGGCGCUUGUGUUAUCCACGAAUAAACCGACCCAAGAUACUUUUGAUUCACAAGAAAAUCAAAAUAACAUUCCAAAGUCUUAUAAUAAGACUUUGGAGCCUGCGAUAUUCACCGAAUCUCCAAGUAUCAAUGAUUUCAGUUCUCGACAAACAUUUGCAGGUCGAAAGUUACAAAUCUCUGAUAUCAUUGAUUUGCCCGAAACUUUCAGUAAUACUUUGAAUGUGAAUGAUCCGAAUACAAAAUCAGACGUUCACGGAAUAGAUUUGGAACCUAAAAGCACCGGAUCUCCAAGAGUUGUUAUUGAAGCUUCAACUAGCGAAAAUAAUUUAGAAUCGAUCGAUAACAAUCGAAUCAUUAAUAAUGAUAAUGACAAAGAAUGCCAUUCUUCAAACAUUACACAUGAUAUGGCACCUACAAUUAUUGUAGAUGAUGGCAAUAAUAUCGAAACAUUGUUACCUACAGUUAUGAUCGACAAUAAGAAGAAAGUAAACAUUCUAAAUGCCGAUAAUGAUGCUAAUAGCCAAACAGGAAAUUUAACCUCUAAUCAAAAUGACACAUUAUUGAUCAAAAGUGGCACAGAUCGCCUCAAUUUUUUCCCAAUUACGACAACAUCUGUAUCCGACAAUUAUUUGAACAACGCAUCAUCAUCGGUGAACCAAUUUUCUACGACGAGUAAUAGCUCAACUACAAAUAUUUCAACAAUAACUAAUAAUACUCCGUUAAGAAUAUCUACAUCCGAAAAUGAUAUGAAUCUUCCAACUUUAAUGCAAGCUGUUAAUAAUAAUCAUCAAGGACAUCUUCAUAGAUCGCCAAGAGACAGUAUUUUCGGUGAUAGUUCAAGUGAGCUUUCAACUGUACAAACUUUUUCUGACUCUAGUCAAAAUAAUUCCCCUAUAAAUCAAAAUUUCCGAUCGCCGUUUUCACAAAUUCAUGAUGACUCUUCACUUUCGUUAAAUCUAGAUGACGUUUCUUCACUUUCACCAACUUUUGACGAUGGAUCAUCCUCGUCCUCCCCGCAUUUUUAUGAAGACGCUUUUGUUUCUUCACCAUUUCCGGAUACUUUUGUCAAUGAGUUGAAUAAUAAUCCCAGUGUAUUAUCAAUGGAAGAUAAUGAUGUCACGUCUUCGGCCAAAUCAACUGAAACGUAUGAAAAUAAAUUAAAGUCACCUCAACCUUUACAAGGUGAUGCUUUAUCGCAGCCCGAAAAUGAGUUGACUUCUACAUUCGCAGCGUCAUUGACCCUAUCGCUCCCAAAUUCACCUAAAGAUAAUUUAUCGGCAUCGCCAAGUCACAAUGAAAACUGCACUUGCGAAAAGUGUACAACAGAAUCUGACGAUCUCGAGAAUAUGGACUAUUUGAAUAGUGAGCUAGAGAAACCUAUUCCUCAAUGCCUAAUGGAUGAUGCUGAGCUUGAGCAAGUCAGAGAACCCAGAGUAGACCUCCCACCGAAUGCUAACGAACUGAGUGAUGUUGAGGCAAUGCCAUAUAUUAUUGCAUUAUGUAAACGAUACUGGCUAUACAGAACUCUCGCCAUGCUCAUCCGACUUGGACAUGUUAAAUUGAAUGAUGAGGAAUUGAGUAGACUCAGAGAAGUGAAAGCGGAUUUAGAAGGUUCACAAAUCUCUGAGAGUCUCCAAGAAGUUUUCAGAAAAGAAAUUCAUGAGAGAAUGGUCGUGGAGAGGGCGCGUUUAGAGAGAGCUAAACUUUGGACAGAGGAAGAUACUUUGGAGUUGGAUGGACCAGACGAUAAUGAUGAAUUCGAGGAAGGCUCCGGAUCUGAUUCUGAAAUGGAUGAUGAGUAUGAAGAUGCUGUGUCUUCGACAUAUUUUGAAGGUCAGGAAACCAUGUUGUCCCGUCAAGGAAUGAUCCUGAAAGAGAAUGGAAUGUCCCCAACUAACGACAAUAAAUUAUCAAAUUCAUUUUAG
Messenger RNA from Ambispora leptoticha, 2484 nucleotides. The record is from the annotation of a GenBank genome assembly. Lineage: Eukaryota; Fungi; Glomeromycota; Glomeromycetes; Archaeosporales; Ambisporaceae.